This is a messenger RNA of Arabidopsis arenosa, 1434 nucleotides long. NCBI's taxonomy places the organism in Eukaryota, Viridiplantae, Streptophyta, Magnoliopsida, Brassicales, Brassicaceae. The record is from the annotation of a GenBank genome assembly.
UCAUCAUCACUUUGAAAUCCCAAAAACACCAAGCAAAAAAACAAAGAGAGACGAAAAAAAGAGAGAGAAAAAAUGGCUAGGGGAUCGUGGUUCUUCAUUAUCCUUUCGAUCAUGUCAUUGUUGGCAAAUAUAAUCAAUUCUCUAAAACUAGAUCGGCAUAGUUUUCCUGAUGAUUUCAUCUUUGGAACAGCUGCUUCGGCGUUUCAGUACGAAGGUGCAACAAAUGAAGGUGGCAAGUCUCCAACUAUAUGGGAUCACUUCAGCCGCACGUAUCCAGAAAGGACCAAAAUGCAUAAUGCUGAUGUAGCAAUUGAUUUUUAUCAUCGUUACAAGGAUGAUAUUAAAUUGAUGAAGGAACUAAACAUGGACGCUUUCCGAUUCUCAAUCUCGUGGUCCCGAUUAAUUCCCAGUGGAAAGCUAAAGGAUGGAGUAAACAAAGAAGGUGUAAAAUUUUACAAGGAUCUCAUAGACGAACUUCUUGCUAAUGACAUACAACCUUCGAUGACGCUCUAUCAUUGGGACCACCCACAAUCUUUGGAGGACGAAUAUGGUGGCUUUCUAAGCCCUAAAAUCGUAGAAGAUUUUCGAGACUUUGCAAGAAUUUGUUUUGAAGAGUUUGGAGAUAAAGUUAAGAUGUGGACAACUAUCAACGAACCUUACAUUAUGACUGUUGCGGGUUAUGAUCAAGGUAACAAGGCGGCUGGAAGAUGCUCGAAAUGGGUAAACGAAAAGUGUCAGGCUGGCGAUUCGAGUACUGAACCUUACAUUGUUUCACAUCACACUCUUCUUGCCCAUGCCGCAGCAGUAGAAGAAUUCCGAAAAUGUAAAAAAACUUCACAUGAUGGCCAAAUCGGGAUAGUACUGUCACCAAGAUGGUUCGAACCUUAUCAUUCAGACUCAAUUGACGAUAUAGAAGCAGCUGAACGAGCCCUUGCCUUUGAAAUUGGAUGGCAUCUUGAUCCGGUCAUUCACGGAGAUUAUCCAGAGGUUGUAAAAAAGUAUGCGGGAAAUAAAUUACCUUCAUUUACUGCAGAAGAGUCAAAGAUGUUAAGAAAUUCAUCAGAUUUUGUUGGCAUAAAUUACUAUACGGCGCGCUUCGCUGCUCAUCUACAUCACAUAGACCCUGAAAAACCUCGGUUCAAGACUGACCACCAUGUGGAAUGGAAACUGACUAAUCACAGUGGUCACAUUAUCGGACCUGGGGAAGAAAGGGGCUUCUUAUUUUCACACCCGGAAGGCUUACGAAAAGUUCUAAACUAUAUCAAAGAGAAAUACAAUAACAUGCCAGUCUACAUCAAAGAAAAUGGUAAGACACCUUUUUUGUUAACUAGAAACUAGGGCAGUUACCCGCGCCUUGCGCGGCCUAAACAUUAAGGAAGUUUAUAGACUUUGUUAAUAAUUAUAUUAUACCAAGUAUAAAUUUGGCAUAUAGUU